Molecule: messenger RNA, 2707 nt
Organism: Lotus japonicus
Lineage: Eukaryota; Viridiplantae; Streptophyta; Magnoliopsida; Fabales; Fabaceae
Exons: 18
Coding region: 307-2475 (722 amino acids)
Biological process (GO): Golgi organization
Cellular component (GO): Golgi apparatus
Source: RefSeq, a predicted model, not a curated record
AGACGCUCCAUCAUCCAAACAAGUCCUUAUUAUUUCUCUGCAAAACCUUCAUUUCGAAGCUGCUUCUGUUGUUGUUCUUCUUCUUCUUCGUCUUCUCUUCUCUUCCUUCGCACACUCUCCCUGUUCUCUUUCUUCUCUUCACGAUAUCGCGAGAUUUUCAAAACCCAUCUCCAUUUUCGUGUUUGGAUCAAACCCUUUUGAUCUCUCCGCGAGUCUUCGCACAUUGUCGUUGCUCUGAAUCUCCUACCGUUUUGACGAGUAUCGACGACCCAACACACCGCAUCGCGUAAUAAACCGCUUUUCCGAAUGGGGUCGGUGCCGUCAACGCCGAGAAACCGUGGCGCAUUCUCGCCGGAGACGGCGGAGUAUCUUAUCGGGACUUUUGUCGGUGACGAGUCGUUUCCGGUUUCGUCUGAGUUUUGGCAGAAAUUGCUGGAGCUUCCUCUCAAUGUUCAAUGGCCUACUGAUCGUGUUCAGCAAGCUUGCGAGCUAUUGGCCAAAAACAAUCUGCACACCAAGCAUCUUGCAAAGAUUUUGUUCCAUCUAGCAUGCUGCUUGCAAGAGUCGAUGUCUACCUCCGGUGGGCUACCCUUGGAUUAUGAAAAGGCUGCUAAUGCAGUUUACAUUAGUUCAGUAUUUUUAAAGCACUUGAUUGAAAAUGAUGUCCAGUUAUGCCUGUCUCUUGAUUUAGAUGAGGCUUUACCGAAGGAUGUUUUGGCAGAUCAAACUAUUGAAAAUCUCGUUAUGCGGAAUGUGCUGAACUUUAUAGCAUCAGUAGAAGUGAGUUCCCACACAUGUCUCCUACAUUUAGAGCUGCUUAAUUUCAUGAUUAUUGCAAUGUCAACUCAACUUCUCUGUGGGCCAUCUCCUGGACCCAAUGACGUGAACCCAUUUCUCGAUGCAGCAAUGGCUCAGGACAGCUCUCUGGUUAAUUCAGUUGUUCGGAAGUUAUUUCUAAAUUUUACUGCCCGCCCUAGUGUUUCAUUCAACAGGGCAACUUAUUCCGUCUUUUAUGACGGAAGUCAGAGUAGUGUGCUACAGAGAGUUGGUUCUGCAGCUGCAAAUAUUGUUUUAUUGCCAUUCAGUUAUUUGGUCAGUUCAAGCGGUGAAGGGUCAAGAAGUGCUAUAGCGGAGAGCAGUCUUUACGUGCUUCUUGUUCUGAUUCAUUAUCAUAAAUAUGCUAUUAGUGAGGAUUACUCUGCCAUUGAGGAUAAAAAGUCUUCCACAUCAGAUUCUUUACUCAAAGAAAAUCUUUAUUUUACUGACAACCCCUACUGCAAGGCCUUGGAGCAUGCAAUUGAUUGUGAAUUGGAUCGGGUAGAUGUUGAGGGCAAUGCACACAGUGGUCGACACAUAAAGUUGCCUUUUGCUUCAUUGUUUGAUACACUUGGCAUAUGCUUACCUGAUGAGGCAGCUGUCCUACUGCUUUAUUCUUUGUUACAAGGAAAUGCGGCCUUUCUUGAGUAUGUCUUGGUGCGGACUGAUAUAGAUACAUUGUUAAUGCCGAUUUUGGAAGCUCUAUACAAUGCUCAAAGAAGAACAGCUAAUCAAAUUUACAUGUUGCUGAUUAUACUUCUUAUACUCAGUCAAGAUUCUUCUUUCAAUGCGAGCACUCAUAAGCUGAUAUUGACUGGUGUUCCGUGGUACAAAGAACGUCUUCUCCAUCAGACUUCUCUUGGUUCCCUCAUGGUCAUAAUUCUUAUCAGAACUGUGCAGUAUAAUUUGUCUAAACUACGGGAUGUCUAUCUCCACACAACAUGUCUGGCAACAUUGGCUAACAUGGCACCUCAUGCCCAUCGUUUGAGCGCAUAUGCAUCUCAGAGACUAGUCAGCCUUUUUGAUAUGCUUUCACGCAAGUAUAGCAAAUUAACAGAUCGCCGAGAUAAUAAGCUCCAUAGUGCAAAAGGAAACUCAAUUGAAGGAAACAACCUUGUAGAUGAUGUGUCAACUGAGUUACACAUUUAUACUGACUUCUUAAGACUUGUACUGGAAAUAAUAAAUGCAAUCCUGACUUAUGCGCUGCCUCGGAAUCCUGAGGUUGUAUAUGCAGUAAUGCACAGGCAGGAAGUCUUUCUGCCAUACAAGAAUCAUCCACGCUUCAAUGAACUGCUUGAAAACAUUUAUACUGUGUUAGACUUUUUCAAUAGUCGUAUGGAUGCCCAUCGAGUAGAUGGUGACUGGUCAGUUAAUGAAGUGCUCCAAGUGAUAAUUAUCAAUUGUCGUUCGUGGAGGGGUGAUGGAAUGAAGAUGUUUACUCAACUGCGCUUCACAUAUGAACAAGAGAGUCAUCCAGAGGAGUUUUUCAUCCCAUAUGUCUGGCAACUAGUAUUAUCUCGUUGUGGAUUCACAUUCAACCCAGGGGCGAUAAACUUGUUUCCAGUUGAUCUACAUCCAGAUAGACUUGAAAAUGGGGUGGUGGAAAGCACACUUGAAAAUGGUGGUUUUGACAGGCCUGAGUAUCAGCUUGAUCCAUAGCUGAGGACAGGACAGCCGUGGCUGCUGGAAAUACUAGUUAUGUUGGUGAAUAUUUGUACAUAUGAAAUAGCGCACUGGGAAAAAAAAAGUUGUGUAUUGUUCUCAUUCUUUCUGUUCAUAUAUUGAGUGUAGAGAUCCAUCCCUCUAUAUGAAAAUGAGAUAUCCAUGUAAUGAAUAAGCUCUUACCCUAGUAUUUAGUAUCCAUGCAAUAUCGCGGCUUCUAUUUUUGUUA